AUGAGUCACCGUAAGUACGAAGCCCCCCGCCAUGGCUCGCUCGGUUUCCUCCCCCGUAAACGUGCCGCACGCCACCGCGGUAAGGUCAAGUCCUUCCCUAAGGAUGACCCCAAGAAGCCCGUUCACUUGACCGCCAUGAUGGGUUACAAGGCUGGUAUGACCCAUGUUGUCCGUGACCUCGACCGUCCUGGUUCUAAGAUGCACAAACGUGAGGUCGUAGAGGCAGUUACAAUCAUAGAAACUCCUCCUAUGAUCGUUGUUGGUGUCGUUGGCUAUGUCGAGACUCCCCGUGGCCUCCGCACUCUCACCACUGUCUGGGCAUCCCAUCUAUCAGACGAAGUCAAACGUCGCUUCUACAAGAACUGGUACCGGUCGAAGAAGAAGGCUUUCACUCGCUAUGCUAAGAAGCACGCAGAGGACGGCAAGAUCACCGCUCGUGAGCUCGAGCGUAUCCGCAAAUACUGCACUGUUGUCCGUGUCCUCGCCCACACCCAGAUUCGCAAGACCGGUCUCAGCCAGAAGAAGGCACACCUCAUGGAGAUCCAGGUUAACGGUGGCUCUAUCGCAGACAAGGUCGAGUUCGCACAAGGCCUGUUUGAGAAGCCUGUGGAGGUGUCUAGUCUCUUCGAGCAGGAUGAAGUGAUUGAUGUUAUUGCUGUCACGAAGGGUCAUGGUUUCGAGGGUGUUACUCACCGUUGGGGUACCAAGAAGCUUCCUCGCAAGACUCACAAGGGUCUCCGCAAGGUCGCUUGUAUUGGUGCAUGGCAUCCUUCGAAAGUCAUGUUCUCUGUCGCACGUGCUGGUCAAAACGGCUACCACCACCGUACGGAGCUCAACAAGAAGAUUUACCGUAUCGGUUCUGGCGAUAAUGAGGGUAACGCUUCAACGGAGUCUGACAUCACGAACAAGACGAUCACGCCUAUGGGUGGUUUCCCCCACUACGGUAUUGUGAAGAACGACUUCUUGAUGCUCAAGGGCUCGGUCCCUGGUACCAAGAAGCGUGUCAUCACCCUCCGCAAGUCACUCAUGGUCCACACCUCGCGUCGGGACCUCGAGAAGGUGCAGCUCAAGUUCAUCGAUACAUCAUCGAAGUUCGGCCAUGGAGCGUUCCAAACCUUCGAGGAAAAGGCCGCGUUCCUGGGAACGCUCAAGGCCAGGGAUUGA
Suillus bovinus is the source of this 1164-nucleotide messenger RNA. RefSeq names its product ribosomal protein L3-domain-containing protein. Lineage: Eukaryota; Fungi; Basidiomycota; Agaricomycetes; Boletales; Suillaceae. Gene Ontology annotation, molecular function: structural constituent of ribosome; RNA binding. The coding region runs from base 1 to 1164 and encodes 387 amino acids. Gene Ontology annotation, biological process: ribosomal large subunit assembly; translation. The record is from RefSeq and is a predicted model, not a curated record. Gene Ontology annotation, cellular component: ribosome; cytosolic large ribosomal subunit. The transcript is spliced from 7 exons.